Nicotiana attenuata is the source of this 3926-nucleotide messenger RNA. RefSeq names its product pentatricopeptide repeat-containing protein At1g77360, mitochondrial. The record is from RefSeq and is a predicted model, not a curated record. Lineage: Eukaryota; Viridiplantae; Streptophyta; Magnoliopsida; Solanales; Solanaceae. The transcript has 2 exons. Gene Ontology annotation, molecular function: protein binding. The coding region runs from base 483 to 1919 and encodes 478 amino acids.
UAUAUUUAUUGAUAUGAGACGCUAUAAGACACGUAAGCCCUUCUCCCAAUUCAUGAAUUCAUUGAUUACCAAAUAACCACCAGCCGCUGUAAAUUAGCCGUUUGUUUCAUCUUUUUCUUUCUCCACCCCUACUUCAGUGGAACUCAUUCGUUCACCCAUAUUGGAAUGUCUGUUCAAUGAUAACCCCUUUUAAGGUUCUUUAGUAUUUCAAUUUUUCUAGAUACCUACGGCAGCGGAGGAUGUGGGUUUUCUUGCUUGGUCUUCUUUAUCACUGUAGAAAUCACUGGGUCGCCUGCUCAUUUUGUAAAAAAAUUUAUUUUUAUUUUAACAAGUUAUUGGAUAUUCAAAUUAUGAAAAUUUAAGCUUGGGGUAUAGUUUAAAAGCCUACCUGCAUCUUUCCUCUGGCGAACUCCUAGCUUCUUCUUUCUCCGGCGAAAUUGAUUGAUACUGUAAAAGUGUGAUCUGCUUUUUACAAGAGGACCAUGCUACGCCAACUUCAUCAAAAAUUGAGGGGUAGAAAGGUGAUUGUUACCCGAAUGUAUAGUUCUAAAGAAUCAAUGGAAGACAAACUCGAUCCGCUGAAUAGGCUUUGUAAAAUUAUGAUGUCUUGCCCAAAAUUGGGCCUUGACACAGAGCUUGACCAAAGUGGGAUUAGAAUUUCAUCAGAGAUGCUUGACGAUGCCCUUAAGAGAUUUGAGAAUGCUGGAAUGCUUGCAUAUCGUUUAUUUGAAUGGGCUGGGAAGCAACAUAAUUAUGAACAUAGCACGAGAUCCUACCACAUCAUGAUUGAAUCUCUUGCCAAGAUAAGGCAAUAUCAGAUUAUGUGGGAUCUUGUAAAUAAGAUGAAAACCAAGGGAAUGCUUAAUAUUGAGACUUUUUGCAUAAUCAUGAGAAAAUAUGCUAGGGCGCAAAAAGUAGAGGAAGCUGUUUACACUUUCAAUAUCAUGAACAAGUUCGACGUGCCCUCUAACCUGGCCGCUUUUAAUGGCUUAUUGAGUGCUCUAUGUAAAUCAAAGAAUGUGCGAAAAGCUCAGGAGAUUUUUGAUAGUAAGAAACAUGAAUUUGUUCCUGAUUCAAAAACUUAUAGCAUAUUGAUUGAGGGGUGGGGAAGGGCUCCCAAUCUGCCUAAGGCAAGGGAAGUUUACAGGGAAAUGAUUGAGGUGGGCUGUAAUGCUGAUAUUGUGACUUAUGGGAUCAUGGUUGACAUCCUUUGCAAGGCUGGCAGGGUCGACGAGGCCGUUGCAAUUGUCAAGGAGAUGGAGUUCAGCGGUUGCAGGCCAACAUCUUUCAUUUAUAGUGUUUUAGUUCAUACAUAUGGGCUGGAAAAUCGGAUUGAAGAUGCGAUAGAUACAUUCCUUGAGAUGGAAAAAAAUGGAGUUGAGGCUGAUGUAGCUGUAUAUAAUUCUCUAAUUAGUGCUUUCUGUAAGGUAAAUAAAUUCAAAAAUAUCUAUAGGGUUCUAAAUGACAUGCAAUUGAAAGGGGUGACCCCCAACGCAAGGACUUGCAAUAUCAUUCUGAGUGGCUUGAUUGCUCGAGGUGAGACUGAUGAUGCUUUUAAGGUUUUCCGCAGGAUGCUCAAAAUUUGUGAUCCUGAUGCAGACACGUACACUAUGAUGAUUAAGAUGUUUUGCGAGAGGAAUGAGCUGAAGAUGGCUCAUAAAGUAUGGAAAUAUAUGAAACGCAAGCAAUUUGUUCCAAGCAUGCACACCUUUUCUGCAUUUAUUAAUGGGCUGUGCGACAAUGCUGAUGUUUCAAGGGCCUGUGUGUUGAUGGAAGAGAUGAUAGAGAAAGGAAUGCGUCCUGGUAGGAUGACAUUUGAAAAAUUAAGGCAAUUACUUCUCAAGGAAGGGAGAGAAGAUGUACUUGAAUUCCUUCAGCUGAAAAUAAAUCUUAUGGUCAGGGAGCCCUUGUCUGAUUAAGAAACUAUCUGUAACGAAUCUGACUAUUCCUGAUUAAGAUUUGCAGUUGCCGAAUCUGAGAUCUAGAGUCAGAAUAUCAAAGUGCCUUGAACUGCUUCAGAGCAGAAAAGAUUUCCAGGUCACAUAACAACCGAGCUUGCUAAGGACUUCAUCAGUGAGACUUAUUCGGAGAGCUUUGCAAACUUUAAGUUGGGAAAAUAAGGCCAGUCCUCGUAAAAUACUAUAGUGUAGAAAAGGUAUAGAGUAUAAUACAACUCUUAGCUUCUCUUUGUUGUUGCUGAACUUGAUUUCUCUAACUAUAUUUACCUCUUUUGGGUGCAGUUAGUUCCUUCCCUUUUUCAGAUAACUUUUAAAAGAAACUUUAGCAAGAAAAAGAUGCUUCAUACAAGUGGUCUAAAAGCCAAGCACAAGGUCAGCAUGCAUGUAACGAUACAGUUAGUUUUGGUGCCUUCUAUCUAUAUGCUAAUGCAUACCAUGGUUUUGGUGGGUUAUUGGUUCUCAGGUCACAUAUCCCAUCUUCUGCAUGUGUUAUUUCUCUGCUGGAUGUUUUCUUGAUUUUUCAUUCGCUGAAGAAAGGACAAAAACCAUCUCAUUUUGAAAUUUGAGUUAAGACACAUAAGAAAUGAAGCUUUAUACUAAAAUUAAUGUAUUUAUAUUUCACGGUGGAGAGCUCUAAUAAUUUGUUUCUUUUCUCCUGAAAACUUCAAUUUACCCCUUUUUCUAAAUUGUCAAAGGUACUUGUUUGAUUGUGUCUUACCACUUCUUGUUCUAUUGGUUCCGUGAAGUCAGUUUCUGCUGCUGCUGCUACGAAUUCUCUUCUUCACGUUUCCUUUGUGCCUUUUCUCAUUCUUUUUUCUGUCGAGGAUCUUCAAUCUGUAUAUUGUGCUCAGCCAACAUGGGACUAGUUCAGUGCCUCUUGCAAAGAACUGAACGAACUAAUGAAAGAAGUGAGAGAACUAACUGAGGACUAAAUCUUCUGCCAAGGGUAAUCCUGCUCUAUUUUUUUCUUCUACUUGUUACUUGAUCCAGUUGAUGUACUUUUAUCCUAGUCUCAGCCUAGACUUUUUCUAUCUGCUAACCUUCUUUUUCCUUUCCUUUUUAUUCUUUCCGCACCCACUCUCUCUCUUUCUCUACUGAUCGUGUCUGUUGCAAAUCAGCAACACUACAAUUGUACAGCUAGAUCAUUUAUGAAAGUAAUGUAUUUAUCAAUUAAUCUUGAUUAUAUUUCUUCAUGUUUGUAUCGUAUAUGAGUGGAAGAUGUGAGCUGUUUUCUCACAUCAUAUUCCCGUGCAAGCACCUCGGAAGGCCUAUCUCUUUACAACCCUGUCAGUAGAUGGCCUUGGCUGACCUAGUCCAUUCAACUAACUAGCUCGAGGGAAGAACUGCUGAGAACAAGCAUAGAAAGACGCUGAGAUUUGAAAAUGAGCUACCACACUGACCUUCCAGAACAGAACUCUGAGCAUAUGGCACACAAACCUUUUGUAUACUCAGUUUUAAUUUUAAAAAGCUGCACUUUUGUUUCCUUCCUCUCCGGCGAGCUAUCUCUUGUGUCCGUUGAUAAGCUUGGUAUACAGGUAGCAGAGAUCUUUCAUGAUACUUAACCCUUACCGUACCUUUGAGCCUCAUCGGAACAGGCAGCACUUGAACCGGCAGGUGAUGAUAUUGAACAAAUGGAAGUCUGGUCUCUAUUCCUUUUGAUGAUUUGAGCAUGUCCCUAUGUAUAUAUGCAUACAUGGAAAAUUUUAUUUUGUGUCUCAUACAACUGACACUAGUUGUAUGAGACAUCUUUUUUGUCUCACUGUUUUGUGGACCCAGAUUUUUGUGGACCCAGAAGUGUAAGAUAGGAGUCUACAAAUUUUUGAGACAAAAAUGAGCCUCACACAACUAAUGUAAGUUGUGUGAGACACAAAAUAAAACUUCUCAUGCAUACAUGUAUUGUAUGUGAAACGAUAGUUGAGUGUGACUCAUAUUAAACGAGUUUCGAUCUGAUCUUGAGCUUUACUUGAA